GUCAAUGACGUCACAUCACAACACAGGUGUUACGACACCUUCGUAUAGUGACCAAAAAAGUCGUGCAUUAUUCCAUUUAAACUUUUAUCUAUUAAACAAAUCACAAAAUGGACUGAAAACGAAGGAUGUUAUUCAGUGAAAGUCUCAGACAUAAUGCCUCGUCACAGUAAGGUACAACUCGAGGUUCUUCGCUUAUAUAAACAAUGUCUUCGAGCGGCCGAGAAGAAGCCUGGAUUCUACGGCAACGUGCAGCAUGAAUUUCGCAAGAAUGCAAUGCUUCCCAAGACAGAAAUCCUCCGCGUGGAACACCUAAUUCGGCAAGGGUGGAGGAAGCUGAAGAUGAUGCAAGACCCUUAUGUCACUAGUAUGGGUCAUUACCAAAAGUGAAAAAGUGAUCUUGUUCAUAAAAAUUCAUAUCAUACAUUAACUUUUUAAGAAUUGAGACAUACUGUAUAUGUCUCAGUGGACUAUACUUGUGAUUUAUGUUUAAGUCAGACAUUUAUACAGGGUCAAAACUAUACAAGAAAGGUGCUCAAAUGACUGUGACAAAUUAAUAUAUUUUUGACAAGUCUACCAAACUAGUCUUCAAAAUGGCAAGCAGAAUGGCAAGCAGAAUUGUGUACGUAAGCAAACUGGGGCGUAUGCGGUACUUGCCUGCGUGGGACUACCAGAAAAAUGUUGCGGAAAAAGUGCGCAACAACAUGAAAACCGGGAAGGAACCAGGACACACGCUUCUCCUUGUGGAACACCAUCCGGUGUACACAAUCGGUAUCCGCCAAACUGAAUACACCGAGGAAUUGGAAACCCAGUUGAGGUCAAUGGGCGCAGACUUUCACCGUACAAACCGCGGGGGUCUCAUAACCUUCCACGGACCAGGCCAGCUGAUGGCAUACCCAAUCUUACACCUCAGGUCCUUCAGUUCGGGUAUGAAGUGGUACGUGUGUGCACUAGAGCGGACAGUCAUACGCACCUUACGUUGGCUAGGCAUCAACUCCCACACGUCCCCCCACACUGGAGUCUGGGUUGGUGACAAUAAAAUAUGUGCUCUGGGUAUUCAGGGCCGUCACGUAACGACUCACGGUUUAGCGUUGAACUGCAACACAGACUUACGGUGGUAUGAGCACAUCGUACCUUGUGGGAUUCCCGACAAAGGCAUAACGAGCAUCAGCAAGGAACUGAACCGGGACGUAACGAUAGACGAAGUGGAGCCUCAUUUUCUAAAAGCUUUCUCUGAAGUGUUCGAGUGUAAAGUUGUUCCCGCUGAUGACAGAGACAUUGGUGUAGGUUAACCAGAGUUGUUUGUUACCAAGAUUUAUUUCAAUUAUUCAUGGGUUAGUUAAUACAGUGUUUAGUUAUUGUAUUCUAAAUAUAGAGCAUGGUGAAUUUGAUAAGUUAGUUAUACAAGAACACAAACUACAGUGCUCUGGGCCAAUUCAUAGGUUCAAAGUGGGCACAAAGAGGUUUCUGAAGUGUCUAUUUAAGUAAAGACGGUGUUUGUUGUCCCUUGCAAUCUCUUGUCAGGUUCCCUUUCCUAUGUCAUUCUUGGCCUACCUCUGGCUCACCUCCUCUCUGUAUUCAGACAUGCACCUUUUGAUCCAGUUGCUGUUGUCCAUUCUCUCCACAUGCCUAAACUGUCUGCAUCUGUGCAGGACUAAACCAAUACCCAGUCACCAUCUUAGCUCUGAACAGUUACAUUACACAUCCACCUCACUCAAAUCUAUUCAUUAACUUCUAUCCAUACACAUAUGAGCCAGUACACACAUUCACCCACAUACACACAAAAUCACAUUCACCCACUUAUUCUAAUACAGUGUUGUGCCUUCUUUGUACUGGGUCAUUAUCUCUGCACGUUAAUAUAUAGAUUGUACUAAGAUUCUCCAGAGUGAUUCUUCUGUAUUUUUGUGAAUUAAUUUUUUUUAUUUUGUUCUCAAAUACUUUGAUAAAGUAUUGGGGUAUUUUUUUGACAAUUUCACAAGCCAGUUUUCAGUAUACAGUCUCUCCUCGACUCAUGACGGGGUUCCGUCCUGACGACCAGGUCGUAAGUCAAAAAGGCGAAAAUAAUGUAGAAAUUCUAAAAUGAAAUACAGAACAGUAAAAGUAAUCAAUUAUGAAAAAUGUGUUACUGUGCACUUACCUUUAAUGUAGUCAGCUGAAUGCACACGGAGCCUCAAUAAUUUUUUCAUCAAGAAUGGAGACUACAUUAAUUGGAUGAAGCAGAGGAGGAAACAGGGCCAUUGUAAGUCAAAUAUGUGGUAAGUCAAGGAGAGACUGCAUUUGGUAAACUGCAUUAAAGCACACAGUACUAUAGCCAGUACACAUAUCAUAGCAGGAAACUUUAUUUUGUUAUGGUUUCUUUAAUGUGAAUGGUCGACUACCUAACGAUGGCUGAUGAUGAUUAAAAUGUUUCAACUACCUAAAAAAUGUCUAGUGACACCGAGCGACGUGAAAGGUUGCUCAUUUGUGAUUUAAGGUGAUAUGUAAGGAUUGUAGUCUGUAAAUAUUGUUAGUUGUACAAGUUGUAUAUAAUUUGAAUAACUAUUAAAUAAAUAGUUCUGUAUA
Homarus americanus (American lobster) is the source of this 2559-nucleotide messenger RNA. It is a transcript of the gene Lipt2, whose product is annotated as putative lipoyltransferase 2, mitochondrial. Gene Ontology annotation, biological process: protein lipoylation. The coding region runs from base 591 to 1289 and encodes 232 amino acids. Gene Ontology annotation, molecular function: lipoyl(octanoyl) transferase activity. NCBI's taxonomy places the organism in Eukaryota, Metazoa, Arthropoda, Malacostraca, Decapoda, Nephropidae. Gene Ontology annotation, cellular component: mitochondrion. The record is from RefSeq and is a predicted model, not a curated record. The transcript is spliced from 5 exons.